AUGGCACUCCCAGAGAAUCGACUCAUUAUCGGUCUCGACUACGGGACAACGCACUCAGGGAUUUCAUACGCACUGGUUGGCCGUGACCAGCACAGAAUCAAUGCCAAUGCUUUGCACGAUGACCAGCGCGGCGCAGAGAUCCUCAACGUCACGUCUUGGUCGAGAACAAACACUCCUAAAGUCCCGAGCAUCAUCUCAUAUUCACCGGCGGAUGGUCACGAAGCGCAAUGGGGUGCAGAAAUUAGCAGAACGGGGAUCGAGAUGAUAUGGACCAAACUCCAGCUUGAGGAACAGCAUCGCUUGGAUGAACUCGAUUUGUUAUUGAAAGCUCUGGACGGGAUGGCGAAUUUGAACCUCAACGCAAUUGUUGGUAAUCGAGGCCUGCCUUCGUAUCCAGCAAAGGAGCCCGUGGGCAUCGUGACUGAUUACUUGUCUCGCCUCCGUGCACACUUUGUUGAAAAGGAACUGACGGGUGAUCAUGGUACUAUCGGGGUUCACUUACUACAUCGCACUCCAGUCGAUAUUGUGUUGACGUGUCCCAUCGAAUGGUCCGACUCGGCGAAAGCCAAAACUUUUCAGGCUAUCACUCGUGCCGGCUUCGACAAGAAAUAUUUCCCGAAACUGAAUGAGAUUAUAUUGGCAAGCGAGCCUGAAGCUUCAGUCCUCUUUGUUCUGAAAUCCAUUCAGCACGAAGACGACGCGGCUCCGGUGGGAGACUGCAUUGUGCAUUGUGAUGCCGGAGGAGGAACGGUGGAUGUGGGCUCGUUCCGAAUAAGACAAGUGGAACCAGAUCUGAUAUUGGAGGAUAUCUGUCUCGGAGCAGGCAAGAAGGCCGGAGCAACAUUCGUCGACCGAGGCUUCCUUCAGGUACUGUUCAACAAACUUGGCGCGCAGAACUAUGAGGCUCUAGCUGGGGGAACGCUCGAGACUUCAAUCGGGAGCCACUCAGCCCGCAGUCCUGAAUUAUCUGAGAUUAUGGUGGACUGGGAGAUGGAGAAAAGGAGUUACAGGGGUCAAGCCGACCAUGAGAAGGACUUCUAUCUGCCACGGAGACUGCAUCAUCUUGAAAUCCCAGAGCGUGGGGUUACCGAUGGCCGGGUACGGAUCACAGGACGUGACCUCCAGGAAGCGUUCAAGUUCUCGAUUGACAGCACCAUUGAACUGAUUACUGGUCAGAUUGGCCAAGUAGAGUGUCUGGGCUGGGGAGUUAAGUUGGUCACUCUGUCUGGCGGCUUCGCUCGCUCAGACUAUCUGUACAAUCAGAUCAAGCAUGAGAUAUACAGAACCAGGAACAUCCACACAAGGAGACCCGUGGAUGAGAAUGAGUGUUGGGCUGCUGUUGCUCGAGGCGCCGUGUUAUACGGUCUUCAACAUGAUACAUCGCGAUUCGUGUACAUGCGUGCAUGCCUAAGGAAUUACGGCAUGAGAGUUUCCCAGCAAUACUCAGCCUUCAAGCAUUCUGCAAGAAGAACCACGUAUCAAGACCCGUUCGAUGGCAAUACCAAAGCUGGGAAUCAGAUGAUCUGGCUCAUCAAGCGCGGAGACCUCAUUCUGUCCAACAAAGGUAACUACUCAUCUAUUCAGAUUUGUCGCAGAUUCGGCAUCAACGACGACAGAUUCUUUACAACGGCGUUGCUGGCAAACGACGAUGACGAGGUGCCCGAGGGACAUCUUCAUAAUGAGAUGAACGAGGUGGCGAGACUACGCUAUGAUCUUAGCGAUAUUCCCGAAAGGGAAUUCGACAGAAUGAGGAUGUCGAAUGGCAGAAAUUGGUACUACCAAGCCAAUCUGACCUUUCACCUGCUCGUCCAAGCCGACGUCCAUUUCUGGGUCACUUUCGGAGAAACCGAACUGGCCAGGGCGACGUUUCCAUAUGUGUGA
Cladophialophora carrionii CBS 160.54 is the source of this 1881-nucleotide messenger RNA. RefSeq lists its product as uncharacterized. NCBI's taxonomy places the organism in Eukaryota, Fungi, Ascomycota, Eurotiomycetes, Chaetothyriales, Herpotrichiellaceae. The transcript has 10 exons. The record is from RefSeq and is a predicted model, not a curated record. The coding region runs from base 1 to 1881 and encodes 626 amino acids.